UAUAAAGGGGAAGGAGAUAUGACUAACACUUAAAGACGGAAGAUAAAAGGGGGAGGAUAGAAAAUUGGUAGUAGUUUUCAGGUGAUAUAGAUAUAGAUAUAGAUAUGAAUUCAGGAAAUACAGCUGUGCAGAUACUGGAGACCAACCAACACCAGAAAACUGAAACAACAAACUGUAGUUAAAUAAUUUCACAGAGGAGCUCAGUGUCAAACAAAAUGAAGACUUUUCCUCUACUCAUCCUCUCACUGAUGACAGUAUCACCAACAGUUUCAGCAAGAUCAUCGACUGAUCCUGUCUCUUCAACCCAGUCAACUGCUGCAUCUACUGAGAGUCGUGUUUCAACAACAUCAUCCACAUCUCCUGUUUCUUCUAACCCCAUAGCUGCUGCAUAUAGAAGCUUUCCGGUCCUCGUUACAGUGAUCAUCUGUGUAGCUGUGCUGCUGCUGUUUGUGCUAAUUUUUAUCCUCAUCUACAAACGACUUAUACAUUCAAAAAACACAAGAAAUGGAGCGGCAGCACAGUACAUCAAAGAGGAUUAUGUCUACGAGGAGAUACAGCAGCACGUCCAGAAGCCAGACUCUGGAAAUGCAAUGAACACGAUUUAUGCCACUGCCAACUUUCCCACAAACCCCUCUGACUCGCUGCAUUACUCUUCCAUCAACUUUCAAAGCAGCUCUGGCAGAGCUGGUGGUGAGGCACUGAUCCUCAAACCCAGCUCCGCUGCCUGCGAAUAUUCUACUGUGAAGUACAGGAUCCUCUCUACUCAACAGUCAACAAGCCAAAGUCGCAAUGAGGAAAGAUCAGCCCUGUCAGGAAUUAAUGAAAUGUACUAAAUGUAUGGCCGAGAUUUCAGGUCAUUCAUUUCUGAUGUGGAUGUUUACAAUGAAAUCCAGCUCAGACUGCAGGAAUUACAACCAGAUAUUUAGAUGUUGGGCCCUGUCAACAUAAAUCCUAGUGAUCUGAAGACACACGGGAUUCACUUCAUCAUCCACAUUGUUUGAGUCACCAAUGGUUUUGUGAUGGGACUUUGGCACUGAUCUGUAAUGACUAGAUGAGUAUUUUGUUUGUAUUUGCUCCUGAAGCUCAGCUUUGUAGACAGUUUAAAUCAGCUGAUUAUUAUCGGCUGAUUGAACUCAUCACAGAUACUGUAUACUGGUGUUGUUGUUUGUAUCGGACGAUGAGUAACGAGAAAUGUUUGAAGAAAUAUGUUUGAAGUUUUAACUUUCACCAUUUCGAAGUCUGUCCACCAGUGACAUGGCUGUAAAGAUGGUCAAAGUAAAAGCUUUAAUGAAAUGAGAUGUGUCAUGCUUGAUACUGUGUUAUGCCAAUUAUAAAGUACAAGAACACAAUAGAGUCAAGUAGAUAAUCAUUAAAAUGUUGCUGAUUAUUUACCACACUGGUAUAAAGGUGUCCUCAUUUAAUCUUAUUAAAUUCACUGUAUGCAGGGUUUGUUUUUUUUGUUUUUUUUACUUUAGUGCCAUCUGGUGGUAGUAUCAAGACUGACACUGUGGGAGAUGGCAAUGCAUGCCACCCCCUUUACAACAGGACUUGCUUUAUUCUACAGAAAAACAUGCCAUCAAAAUAAAUUUAAAGAUGCAACAAUCACAUAAAAAUGUACAAAUAGUAACUUUAAAUUUAGCGCACUGAAUAUUUUAAGAUAAGUUCAUA
Siniperca chuatsi (mandarin fish) is the source of this 1668-nucleotide messenger RNA. RefSeq lists its product as uncharacterized. The record is from RefSeq and is a predicted model, not a curated record. NCBI's taxonomy places the organism in Eukaryota, Metazoa, Chordata, Actinopteri, Centrarchiformes, Sinipercidae. The transcript has 6 exons. Bases 216 to 833 code for a protein of 205 amino acids.